GACAUAUGUAACAUUGCAAAAGGCUUUUCGUCUCCAACAGAGAUAGCUGCAUAUCUGUUGCCGACGACUAAUGCUGCAACCCUGGAAAUUUUGAUAACAAAGUCCAUGAUUUGCCUCUGAAAUCGAGAAAGAGAAGGAAAUCAGAGAGGGAUCUUGUGUACGAAACGCGGGAGAUGGACCAUAGUAUGCACCAUGGACAUGUGCAGGGCACUACGCCGCCUGCAAUGACUGGAAGGAUGGACCACACCAUGGACCACACCAUGGACCACACCAUGGAUCAUGGGGACCACGGUGGAGCCGGUGGGAGCCACAUGAUGAUGCAAAUGACGUUCUACUUUGGCUGCAAAAAUGUGGAGCUCCUGUUUGCUGGACUUGUAAUCAACACACCUGGGGAGAUGGCAGGUGCAUGCAUUGGCGUGUUCCUUUUAGCUGUGUUCUACGAAGGACUGAAGAUUGGCAGGGAGUUCCUGCUCCGACGGAACCAAGUGAACGUUCGGUACAACUCUAUGCCUGUCCCUGGCGCUGAUGGAACUGUAUUAAUGGAGACCCACAAAACGGUUGGGCAGCGGAUGCUGAGUCUCCCGCACGCGCUUCAGACGGUGUUGCAUAUCAUCCAGGUGGUUGUCAGCUACUUCCUCAUGCUGGUGUUCAUGACUUACAAUGGCUACCUCUGUAUUGCUGUGGCAGCAGGUGCUGGGGUGGGCUACUUUCUGUUCAGCUGGAAGAAGGCAGUGGUAGUAGACAUCACGGAACAUUGUCAUUAGCCCUCAAAUGACAGCCCCCCACCCCUCCCUUAGCCUCUCCCUCACCCCCUACCCCCAACACUGUCACAUACACAGACACAUGCAUAUUUUGGUCAUGGGAAAACACCUCACUGGUGGUCCUUAUACGUACACAGACAUAAUGAUACGAAGUUUCUGGUUAUUAUAUUUUCAGUUAGGCAAUUUAUUCAGGGUUUUGGAUGGGUGGUUCCACAUCCAUUGUAAACAAGCACCCCCAACCCUUACCCAGGCUACUGUUACCAAAUGCAGUCUGCCUUAAUGAGUUGGUCCCUAUGGGUGAGAAGAAAAAAAAACACUUUAUGAUCUUUUACUCAUCACUAUCAGGAGAGUCGUUGAGCUUCUAUAUACUGUAUCCAGUCCCCGGUUUGUGCCAGUUUCUCAGUAAUUUCCGUUCUGCAGUUUCUAUUGGUGGGCUACUUGUCUCAGUCCUAAAGCUGUACUAUUAGUGACAUUCCUUGGGGGUCCAGUUCUUUAGCCAUUCAGAUCAGUAGCCUGAAUGGCCUUUAAAAUACAUCUAUGUCCAGCUGUAAAUAUAUUAAGGCAGGGUUCACAUUGGUAUUUGUCAACUAUAGUAUUAUCGCUGGAUCACUCUGGAAUCCUUGAUGUUCUGUGUAGUUUCAGUUUAGCCAUAUCUACCACACAUCUGUAUAUACCAAGGGAUAACGCAUCCAUAUGAGGUUGAGGGUGCUGUCCGGGGCUGUAUGACCGAGCCUUAUCUAACCUUUUUGCCUUAAAAUGAGGGAAACGCACACGUCCUGCACUGGGCCAACUGUAGACUGCCGGGACUUGUCUCUCAGUCUACAGGGAAGUGCCAUCCUGUAACUCACAUCAAUGAACCUGAUAGGAACCUGCUAUUUUAGAUCUCAUGGAACACUUGUGGCAAAAUGUGUAUGUGUCUCCCUCUUGAGCAGCUGUUUUCUGUUUUCUUUGUGUGUUGAUAGCAGAGGGCUGAUGUUGUAAGAUUAAUGAUGAGCUGAAUCUAUAUAAAGAUAUAUAUUAUGUAGUGAUGGGAUGGAAUGAGGAGGACAAGAGGUGAAGCCUAAUUAUGUUGAAACAAGGUCCCAUGCAUUGUGGUAUCUGAAGACUACUCGGAAUACCAGGAAGUGGAUUAUCUUUAGUGGGUACACUGCACCGAAGGGUCCAGACUGCAGGUAUGUAGCUGUUGGGACUCAGUUAGAUGGACCUCAGCGAGGUAUGAAACGGCAUCUGUAUGAUUUUGACAAAUGUAAAUUCUAUAACAUAAAAUGUAGACGUUGCCAGUAACACAUGUAAUUUAAAUAUUUGUUUUCAGUUAAUUAUGUCACACACAAGUACUGUGCUCUAAGUAUAGACUGAUCCCCCCCCCACCCCUUUGACAAUCCGCUACCCACAAACCAAUUUCUUUACGUAAUGUUUUAUGAAGCAGAUCAGCAUUUCAUUGCACAAAGAUGUGUAGAUCAUAUGUAACGUGCCCAAAAGAUUCUGGCUAUUAACAAGAAAUCCACAAGCGAGGGCUUUUGCUGUGCUGCCUACAAUCGGGAGUUUUGGUAGGUCAUUCCAACAAAGGGUAAAAUUCCGUAGUAACAUCAGGGAUCAAAGGGAGAACAGCUAACCCAUAGCUGUUCUACGUACCUAGAAUUUCUCCGUUUACUCUGUUGGUGCAUGGAUCCUUAUUACAUCAAGGAAUUCUGGGAAAGCAGAAGGCUGGAACCAAUGCUUUCCAUAGCCUGACUAGAUACUACCUGACUCCAAGUUAGCCCUUUUAGAGUGGGUUUAUAAUUGUUGGCCGACAUAAAGAUUAUCAGAUAUAAUCUGCCGGUGUAAUAUUUUUAAAUAACUGUUUUAGUUUGAGUGAAUGCAGUUUUAUAAUUUCUGAUGUAAAAUUCAGUGACAUAGAUGUUUGUACAACUUGCCAGAUUGACAUUGUGUUAUGCAGGGUUGGUGGUCAAAUCCCUUAUCCCCUGAAACGCCUUAUAUAUGACAAGAAAUAUGACCAUGUUUAAAAACUAGGAUAUCAAGGAUGUUUAUAAAGUAAACAUUGAAGUUGAUCAAGGGCCCAACUGUUAAAGGGAUUUGCCUGCUACUCCUGUCCAACACUAGUCUGAACUUUUUCUGGACUGUUUACAGUUCACUGUAACGUAUGUAUAGUUUCGCAUUUACUUUGUAAUUGUCUAGAGAGCAUCAAUAAAUGAUAUGUGAUUGAAGAGCACAUCAA
Molecule: messenger RNA, 2976 nt
Organism: Alosa alosa (allis shad)
Lineage: Eukaryota; Metazoa; Chordata; Actinopteri; Clupeiformes; Clupeidae
Gene: slc31a1
Product: solute carrier family 31 member 1
Exons: 5
Coding region: 174-764 (196 amino acids)
Biological process (GO): copper ion transmembrane transport
Cellular component (GO): membrane
Molecular function (GO): copper ion transmembrane transporter activity
Source: RefSeq, a predicted model, not a curated record